CUUUAAGCGGAAGAGUGGAAUUCUAGGAUCCCGACCCUGGAAGCGGCUGGAUGGGCAAAAUUGAGAGAUAUUAUAAGCAUGCAAGGCAACAGUGAACUCAGGAAGAUCCCUCUUGUGGCUACAGAUCUGGAGAGAGAUUUUUUUUACCACAGCACGUCACUAAUGGCAUACUUCAGGAAGAAUUUCUUUUAACCAGUUCAUUGGAUGAGUGUUGAAAUUUCCGAAAGUCAAUAGUGACUUUUACCACUUCUUCAUAUUUUGUUUAUGUUUACAAAACACUUUGCAUACCAGAGUUCUGUGCAUUUAAUGAGAAGAUGACAUUCCAGUUUAAUUUUACUAUAGACAGCCACCAAGAAAAUGAAUUAACACCCCUUGGAGAUGAGACCUCAGGCUUGGAAUCUUCAGGAAUAACAUCAAUCUUAGAGAGUCAGAAAGGAAACCUGAAAGUUGGAAAAUGGUCCUCAGAAGAAUGUGAUUUAUCAGAGGAACCAUUGUGGGGAUGCAAAUCAUCACCAAAACUUAAGGCUUCUCAAGACUAUGACAACUCAUUGGCUAUUUCAGAUGAAAUUACAAGGGAUUUGGGGCCCAAAGAAAAACAGUCUUGUUUAAAAGUUGCCAAAGAACACUCUGUCCCUAAAGAUUUAAACAAAGUAUUAGAAAAUAAAGUGGUAGAAGUUAUGCCACAUCUUCAGCACACAAGUUUAUCAAUAGUGAAAAUGGCCUUUUUGAAAGACAACUCUUGUGGAGAAGACAUAAUAUCCAAAAGCCUUUCUUCUCACUCUGAUCUUAUCACAGGUAUCUAUGAAGGAGGUUUGAAGGUCUGGGAGUGUACCUUUGAUCUGCUUGCUUAUUUAUGGGAUGAAAAAAUACAAUUUGCUGGGAAAAGAGUGUUGGAUCUUGGGUGUGGAGCAGGGCUUCUGGGUAUAAUUGCCCUCAAGGGAAAAGCUAAAGAAAUCCACUUUCAAGAUUAUAAUAGCACUGUAAUUGAUGAAGUAACCAUUCCAAAUGUAAUAGUGAACUCCACUUUUGAAUGUGAAGAUGAUGAAGUAAAUGAGCCAGAUUUGAAAAGAAGGAAGAUCUUGAACCCUACACAAGAACUUUGCAGCAAAUGUCGAUUCUUUUCUGGAGAGUGGUGCGAGUUUUCCAAACUUGUGCUAAGCAGCAAACAAGCUUUUGCAAAAUAUGACAUCAUUCUUACCUCUGAGACCAUUUAUAAUCCAAGUUAUUAUAGUUCUUUCCACCAAACUUUAGCUAGUUUGUUGAAUGAAAAUGGACAGGUAUUCUUAGCAAGUAAAGCACAUUACUUUGGUGUUGGAGGAGGUGUUCAUCUCUUUCAGAAGUAUGUAGAAGAAAGGAAUGUAUUUGAAACUAGUACACUCAGAAUAACUGAUGAAGGACUAAAGAGGGUCUUAAUUAAAAUGGCCUUUAAACAGACCCAUUGAAGUCCAAAUUUACUACCUUUGCUUUCAUUUUAUUCAACUGUUGACUAAAAGAUUUCUGCUCCAAGAAUCAAUUUUCUGCCUCCAUAAUGUCUUCAUGAAAUUGUCCCAGUGUUACCUUUAUUGUUUUCCUUUCUCUGUAAAAUAAGAGGUCGUCUAUGUUGGCAAGGCAAAAGACAGGAAUCAUGAGAAACUGAUAUACCUGAACACCCUUUAUUAAUGGAUAAUUUUGGAACCAAAUCCUGUGUUCUUCAUUCUCAUUUGAUAUUAAAUGAAACAAUUUUCACAAA
Molecule: messenger RNA, 1729 nt
Organism: Gracilinanus agilis (Agile Gracile Mouse Opossum)
Lineage: Eukaryota; Metazoa; Chordata; Mammalia; Didelphimorphia; Didelphidae
Gene: METTL18
Product: methyltransferase like 18
Exons: 2
Coding region: 315-1442 (375 amino acids)
Biological process (GO): peptidyl-histidine methylation, to form tele-methylhistidine
Molecular function (GO): protein-L-histidine N-tele-methyltransferase activity
Source: RefSeq, a predicted model, not a curated record